CACCAAUCCAACGGCCCAGGUUUCGUCGUGCCUCCCCUCCCUCUUUCUCUCACUCCUCCCAACAUCCUACAUAAAAACCAUCUAUCUCCACUCUCCCUCAUUCAUUCACUCUCCGCUAAAUUUUCACACACGCACGCACACGAAAAAGUCACAGUUUUCACCUUUUCUCUUUCGGAUCUUCAAACUUUCGACGAAAAGUUAGAUUUUUUAAUUUUUUUUUGUUAAGUAGAAAAUGUCGACGGAGAAGGAGAGAGAGACUCAUGUUUACAUGGCUAAGCUUUCAGAACAAGCCGAGCGUUAUGAUGAAAUGGUUGAAUGUAUGAAGCAAGUGGCGAAACUAGACGUCGAGCUGUCUGUGGACGAAAGAAACCUCCUCUCUGUUGGUUACAAGAAUGUGAUUGGCGCGCGUAGAGCUUCGUGGAGGAUCAUGUCCUCCAUCGAGCAGAAGGAGGAGGCCAAGGGGAACGAGAACAACGUGAAGCUGAUCAAGGGGUAUCGCCAGAAGGUGGAGGACGAGCUUGCUGGCAUCUGCCACGACAUUCUCUCCGUCAUAGACAAGCAUCUCAUCCCCUCUUCCGGCUCCGGUGAAGCCACAGUUUUCUACUACAAGAUGAAAGGCGACUACUACCGCUACCUUGCUGAGUUCAAGACCGAUGAGCAAAGAAAAGAGGCAGCUGAGCAGUCACUUAAGGGCUAUGAGGCUGCAUCAGCCACAGCAAGUACGGAGCUCCCCUCGACUCACCCGAUCCGCCUAGGUCUAGCUUUGAACUUCUCAGUAUUCUACUACGAGAUUAUGAAUUCCCCCGAGAGGGCGUGCCAUUUGGCGAAGCAAGCUUUUGAUGAGGCGAUCUCGGAGUUGGAUACAUUGAGCGAAGAGUCUUACAAAGACAGCACCUUGAUUAUGCAGCUGUUGAGAGACAACCUCACUCUCUGGACCUCCGAUUUGCCUGAAGAUGGAGGUAAACAGAAUCGACUCAUUCAAAAACGAGUUCAUAAAUGCAAUUUAUCCAAACACUUUGACAACUUAUGAGCUUUUAAAACACUAUAUUUUAUAAGUUGUACUUACCGCUUAUAGCUUCUUUAAAAUAAGCUUAGCUAAAUCUGAUGAGAAACGACGUUAUGCCUUGUGUGUGCGCAGGAGAGGAGAAUUCCAAGGGCGACGAGGCCAAGGAAGAGAAGGCAGAGGUGAAAAACUGAAGUUGUUUUCCGGCAUCAACUGAGCCGAUCAACGUCGUUUAAGACACUAACAGACUGUGUUUGGUUUUUGCAGCAGUAAGAGGCCGGCCGCGACAGUUAUAUUGGAAGCGGCAGAGCAGGCUGCAGUCGGCAGUUUGAGAUAUUUUCAAUCCCAAGUUUAUGUCAUCAUGAAACUAAAACAGAGAUGAGAUUCCUGGGAUUAGUCUCUCUGCCUGCUGUUUUUCUCUUGCAGACGAUGACGACGACUGUAGUCGUCGUCGUCAUUGUCUGUAUUGUACGAGGUUUUUGUUAUCCGAGUUUUUCUAUGUAUUGGCGAACAUGACUUCUUCUUGUUUUUCUUCUUUUUUUUUUUUUUUUUUCUCAAGCAAUUUAUCACACAUGCAUAUUUCGAUUCACUAAACCCUUGCUGUAUGCUUUGUUUGAGAAAAAGUCAGGCCAACAUUUGAAAUUCACAUUAAUAAAAAUAUAGUAUAUGGUUUCGUGGAGUUAA
Molecule: messenger RNA, 1687 nt
Organism: Salvia miltiorrhiza (redroot sage)
Lineage: Eukaryota; Viridiplantae; Streptophyta; Magnoliopsida; Lamiales; Lamiaceae
Product: 14-3-3-like protein GF14 iota
Exons: 5
Coding region: 233-1030 (265 amino acids)
Biological process (GO): signal transduction
Cellular component (GO): cytoplasm
Source: RefSeq, a predicted model, not a curated record